ACAAAUUGUGUUGUAUUUAUGAAUUGUUUGAAUUUUUUGAUUUUGUAAAUAAGAAAUGUGCUGUGCAUGUAUGAAUUUUUUCUUUGUAAGUGUAUUAUUUUUGAGACUGGUCUGCCUUCAUACAAAAAACAGUACUUUUUACUUUUAUUUUGUAUGCAUUGGUACAUAAUUCAUAUUGAUUAUUAGAAGGUAAUAAAAUACAAUAUAUAUAAUACUUGAUUGAUAAUUGUAAUUUGCAUGUAGAUACAGUAUAUAUGUAUAGUAAAGUAAAAAAAAAUGUACUAGCUACAUUAACCCCACGUUUGCAAUAUAGAUAAAUUACGUAGCCUACUUUAUAUUAUUGGGUUUAUUUUUAACAAACCACUGAUGACGCAACUGAGUUUACAAGUUCGCAAACCGGCCAAGCCUGCUGACAGUAUAACUAGCAGCUGUACCCAAAACAAACAGUCAUUGUGUAGCAGGUUUUGAAGGCAUCCAUAGAGUCUGUGGAAUCUGUAGCCCACAAUCAUGUGAAUUAGCUUUUCCACGGAAUGAGCUUCACGCGGAGACUCCCAGCCGGCGCUGAUUGGCUCGCUCUUCCACAGCUUUCCCGGUGAUUGGUUCGCGGGGGUGAAGCGUCAGGUCUCAAGCAACACAGGCUGAACCUUGCUUGUAUCAGAGGGUGGAAUAAAAGUUUGCAGGCAAACUUUUGAGUAGAGACGCAGAUUUGGACUUCUGGACAAGUGCACUGGUUGGGCGUUGUUACUGUUAAACUGGAACUAUGAAAAGUUUCAAACAACGGCUUAAGAAAAACGAGAGUACAGAAUGGGGAAAGUAUGAUGAGCGUCUGUUGAAGGCAGCAGAGACUGGCGAUAUAGAGAAACUCACAGCCACACUCAAGAAAGGAGCCAACCCCACCAAACUAGACCCAGAGGGCCAUUCUGUGUUUCAUGUUGCUGCUGGAAAAGGCCUCAUUAAUAGUCUUAAUGUUUUUCUGGAUAAUGAAGUCGAUGUGAAGGCUGUAGAUGCUGCCGGCAAAACAGCUCUUCAUCUGGCUGCAGCCGGCGGUCACUCUGUGUGUGUGCAGAGUCUGCUGCAGAGUAAAUGUCCUGUUGACAGUAUAGACCUGCAGGGGCGUACAGCUUUGCAUGAUGCAGCAUAUCUAGGCUGCAAAGCUACCAUCAAAGUGCUCUGUGACAGCGGCGCAUCUGUUGAUGCUGUUGAUGCAGAUGGUCGAUCACCUUUAUUGCUUGCGGCUAAGAUGAGCCAACCAGCAGCCUGCCAGAUACUCAUUCAGUAUGGUGCUCGCACCGUUGUCCGAGACAAGCAAAACAAGACUGCGCUAAUCUUAGCUUGUGAGAACUCCUGUAAAGAAGCGGUGGAGAUAAUCCUGAAGACUAAGGCUGAUGUUUUUGCUAUGGAUGUUCAUGGGCAUGACGCCUAUCACUAUGCCAGAAAAAGCCAGAAACAGGACUUGAUCACACUUGUCCAACAUGCACUGGAAAGUGCAAAAGCUAAAGACAUUGGCAGUUCACAGAGGACUACACAGGCUAAACCCCCACCGGCAGGGAUUGGCUGGACCAAAGCAGGAUCAGUAAAGGCAGAAAAAGUUUUAUCAGAGCCCGUAACAAGGGAACAUGGCAGUCACUCCAAUGAAGGAAAAGGUGUCAAACAAGGUCAUAUUCUGGAUGCAACACAGGUCAGGCCCCCACAGUCGGCUCCAGCACCCGUGAGAUCUGCCCCGAUGGAGUUAUUGCCCGGCGAGGUGGAGGCCCUCAGGAGAGAACUACGAGAUGCUAGACGAAGACAAGAAGCAGCAGAGGCUGAGGUGCACAAGCUGGAUGCGGCACUAGCUCUGCGGGCUCAGGAAUAUGAAGCACUGAGAAGAUCCAGCGAACAAGCUCUUCACGCAUCCCACAACAGAGCAUGGGAGCUGGAGGAGGCAUUGGGUGAGGUUCAGAGAAGGAUGGCAGGAUCAGAAUCCCGCGUCAGGCAAAUGCAAGCUCAUCUAAUGGCCGUCAGAGAGCACUUGGUGGAGGAGCUGAGAGUCCAGCUUCAUGAGGUUAAAGGUCAGCGGGAGGCAGCCGUAGCCGAACUGGGAAGAAUGCAAAAGGAGCUCCAUCAAAGCAGGAGGGAUGUGGAGAAGCAGAAGGAGAAUCAGAACUCCUUGAUGCAGGAACUCAGCCGGCUUUCUCAGGAGCUGCUCAGUAGGGAAGAGCUAAUAAACACAUUGAGAACCAGGCUAGCAGAUAUAGAGACCAACCAUGCAGAGAUGUUUUGUAAAGAAGCUCAGACUCCAUCAGAAUGGUGCAGUAAACAUGAAAAGAGCACCAUCACCGAGACGUGUGGAGAUAAUGUUGAUCUGGAGAACUACAUUAGCAAGGACGAGCAUGCAGUUAUAGCUAGCUCGCUGAGUGAUGCACUGAAACAGGUUGAAACCAAAGCCAACGAGGCUCUACUGAAGCACCAGUGCAUUCUGGAGGAGAACCAGAGCUUGUUGACAGAACUUCAAGAGCAAAAAUUAGAACUGGAUACUAUUCAGGAGGCUCUGCAGGCUAGGUUUGUUCCUGCUGCCAUAGUGGAGGAAAAGGAAAAAGAGGUAGAGCAACUCAAAGUGGCUCUGGCAGAGAUGGAGAGGAGACCAAACAAAGUCCCAAACACUAAAGAAGAGGGCGUUCAGACUGAAGAACAGAGGUCAUGCUCUAGUGAGGUGCAGCAUAACCAAGUGUCAUCGUCUAGUGAGAGUAUCAGAGCACAGGCUGAAGACGCUGGAUCUGCAGGGGAAAAUGUGAAGAAAACUGAAAUUGAAAGCAAAUGUCACACAGCUGUGAAUCAGGAGAGCACAUCAUCUGAUCAUGUGUGUGAGGGGUCAGUGUUGGAGCAUGAGGGUCAAAUGUUGGCUCAGGUCAGCAUAUCUUCCUCCAUCAGUUCCUGUGAAGCAUCACAGUCUGACAGCUCUCUGCAGGCUCAGGUCUACAGCCUACAAAAACAGCUAGAGGAGUCUGGGAGGCAUUACAGACAUGUGCUUUCAGUAUACAGAACACGGUUGCUCAGUGCAGCACAGGGUUACAUGGAUGAAGAGGCAAGAGUGGCUCUGCUUCAGAUCGCUAAAAUGAGGGAGGAGUGUGUGUGCUGAGCAUUCAUGUUUUCUGUUCCUGUAUAUACAUUUCUGCUCAAAGAUCUAGAAUCUGUCAAACCAACACAAUCUCACGGCAAUUCGUAUAUUUUUGAUUCAGUGGCUAAUUCAUUUGAAUUCGUACGAUCUAAUUCAUACAGUUUAGUACGAUUUGCUCAUCACCCAAUGAUGGUUGGGGUUAGGGGUGGGGUUUCUUGAAUCGUACAUUUUCUUACAACUGAACUCAUACGAAUUCGUACGAAUUAGCCACUAAACGGACAAAACGUAAAAUACUUAUGUUUCCUCGUGAGAUCAGGCUGGUAAAAAUUCAAUGUUUUUGUGCUUAUGACUGCCGUUAUUUGAUCAAAAAUGCAAAGAAACAAUAAUUUUACAUUAUUUCAGUGAUAAAUAAUGGUUUUGUUUUUAUUUAAAUGUCUUAAUUUGUAUAUUCUGUGAUGCAAAUGCAUUUUUAGUUGAUGUCUUAAUAUUAUUAUUAUUAUUAUUAAUAUCAGUGUUGAUUUUGCAUCAACCUUUUUUCGAGUAUUUACUGUCACAAGAUCCUUCAGAAAUCAUUCAAACGCUCAAGAAACAUUUCUAUACAGACCAAUGUCAUAAACAGUUGUGCUGCUUAAUAUUUUUGCGUGAGACUAUAAUACUGUGUUCAGGAUUCUUUGAUGGACAGAAAUGCAUUACGAAUAUUUUACUUUCUAUUUUGAUCAAUUUCAUGCAUUAUUGCUAAAUAACACUAAUAAUGUUAUGUAGGAUUUUUAAUCAUUUUAUUCUUGUACAUAAACUUAUUGGCUUUUGGAUAAUUUAAACUACAAAUAAAAUGUAAAAUAUUGAAAAUCUACAUGUGUAUUUGAUGACUAAGGGCUCUAUUUUUGACGGUGCAGGGCGCAAACGUAUUCAGGGUGUCACCGACUCGGUCCCAGUCAUUCCCCUCACUGGCCAGCAGAGGUCAUCAUCACCAGACUUCUGACAUUACGUCAUUCCCAAAGACUGAUUGUUACACACACCUGCAGCACAUCUCCUGAUUACCACGCUCACACAUAUAAGCAACACACACUCACCUCAGAGCGAAGUCUUGUUCUGCCCCAGUAAACACUACUGAGCGUUCCUUAUUCCUGCCUGCUUUCCCCGUUGCUAACAUGGACUGUAUAUCGACCUUGACUUGAACCCAGCCUGAAUACCUACUCUGAUCCUAGCCGCCAGCCUUUGACCCAUGCUUGUUUACUCACCCUGUGUUUGCCUGCUGCCAGCCCUUCGACUUGAUACAACUGUGUUUUAUGCAAGUUCACACACAGGUAACAUCUGUGUGCUUGUUAUUAAACUCUGUUUAAUAAAUAUACUGCAAAUGGA
Danio rerio (zebrafish) is the source of this 4453-nucleotide messenger RNA. NCBI's taxonomy places the organism in Eukaryota, Metazoa, Chordata, Actinopteri, Cypriniformes, Danionidae. The record is from RefSeq and is a predicted model, not a curated record.